This is a messenger RNA of Pseudophryne corroboree (corroboree frog), 4518 nucleotides long. It is a transcript of the gene NUP160, whose product is annotated as nucleoporin 160. Bases 144 to 4388 code for a protein of 1414 amino acids. The record is from RefSeq and is a predicted model, not a curated record. Gene Ontology annotation, molecular function: structural constituent of nuclear pore. Lineage: Eukaryota; Metazoa; Chordata; Amphibia; Anura; Myobatrachidae. The transcript has 37 exons. Gene Ontology annotation, cellular component: nuclear pore.
AGCACUGAGCACGGUGGCCCUGGAGUCCUCCUACACUAGCACCUCCUGACACUUUCAGCACUGUGUCAUUUUCAAGUGAAAGAUUGGGCGGCAAGUCCCCAUGCUCCGCCUUCCAGCGAGCACCGCGCCUCCCGGACGGGAACAUGGCGGCCUCUGUGGUCCUGGAACGGAGCUUUACUGAGCUGAGCGGAGCAGAGAGGGAGAUCAGGAGGAACGUCCGGGACCUCACCCUCAGCCCCGGUGUUAAGCCUGUGAUUGGAGGCCCAAAAUAUAGUGAGAGCGCAGGGGGUUAUUACUACAAAGAAAGCAGCAGUCUCUUGUCCGCUACAAGGAAUCGGUUCUUACACUGGACUUCAAAUGCUGACACGUUAGAACUGGUGGAAGAAUCUUUGGACAUCAAUCUCCUAAAUAAUGCCGUCCGCCUCAAAAUCAUCAACUGCUCCAUUAUACCUGGUGGGGUCCACGUGUGUGAGACACAGAGUAACGUGAUCAUCUUGAUCCUAACAAAUCAGACGGUUCACCGGCUGGUCCUGCCUCACCCUUCAUGCAUGUACAGAAGUGAUAUCAUUACAGAAAGUCAUAUGCAAUCCAUAUUUACGGAUAUUGGGAAGAUGAAUUAUAGAGAUCCUUCUAACAGCUAUGUGAUCCCCCUGAUGCCUGGGCGUGCACAGAAUUCCAGCGCCUCCGCCGCCUGGCUCAGCAGUGAAGGAGAGGCACUUUUUGCAUUCCCAUCUAGCUCUGGUGGAAUCCUUGUCGUCAAGAUGCCGCCUUAUGAUGUGGACGGGGUUGUGACGACUGUGGAGCUGAAGGAAACCCGAGCUAUGCAGAUGCUAACUGGGUGGAUACCCACCGCUAUACGAGGAGACCAGGGUUUACCCCAUCAUCCUGUAAGUCUGGCGGUUCACUGCCUUAAACAUGACGCCUUCCUGUUCGCGUUGUGCCAGGAUCAUAAACUCCGCAUGUGGUCUUACAAGGACCAAAUGUGCCUGAUGGUAGCAGACAUGCUGCAGUUUGUGCCCGUUAGUAAGGAACUGCGCCAAACCCCGGGUAUCGGCCACAAAUUGAGACUGGCAUUCUCUACGUCAAUAGGACUUUACCUUGGGGUGUACUUGCACACACCCAGACAAGGACAGUUCUGCGUUUGCCAGCUGGUUACUGCUGAAAGAAAUCGUUACAGCCUGGAUCACAUCUCCUCCAUAUUCACUAAUCAGGAAACCUUGGUGGACUUUACGUUUACGCUGACGACCACUGAUAUUUGGGCACUGUGGCUUGAUGAGGAAAACCAAACCGUCGUAAAACACAUUAAUUUUGAACAGAACAUGGGUGUAUCAGAGAAGAAGCUUUGUAUCCCAGGGCAACCAGAAAACAAUAACCAGGCUGGCCAGUGGAACCAAGUAUUCAUCAUCCCUUUGCCAGAAGAGGAGCUGGCCAUUGGAGAUGAGCUAGACCCAAGGGAAACGUAUUUGGAGUGCCUGUUUGCCCCUGGGCGGUUCACUGUUGCUGCACUGCAUAAAGCCUUACAGAUGUAUCAAAGGGGCGCAGGAAAUCUGGAUCUCUCCUGGGAGGAAAUGAAGAAAGAGGUCACGUUAACAGUUGAAAAUGAGCUGCACAGCCGUGUCACGCAGUAUGGUAUAUCUCAGGAGGAGUUCCGCCAGUUAAAAGUGGAACACUGGUCUAAAUUCUACACCUGCUGCUUGCAGUACCAAGAGGAACUGUCCCAUCCCUUGGCACUGGUCGUGCACCCUUAUACCAGUAUGAUCUGCCUGCUUAAAAAGGGUUUCUCGUCUUUUCUGGCCCCUUGUUCUUUGGUGGAUCAUUUGUACCUAUUACCAGCAGAGCACUUGCUUACAGAGGAUGAAAGUGUCAUCUCAGAUGAUGUGGAUCUUGCCAGUGACACAAUCUUUCUGAUACAGUGUUUACGUGUGAUCGGAGAGUGUCUAUCUAUGGACAUGGCAUACAUGAUAGAGUCUGCCUGCUGCAGUCAGGAACCACCAGAGAGAGUUGCAAAACAGAUCUUGGAUGAACUGAUUGCAAAUGAUGUGGAGAACAUCCUGGAGGACAUUAACAAUAAGCUGCAGGACAUCAGAAACCCCAUCCAGGCCAUUGGGAACUUGCUCCGAGAAAUGGAUUAUGAGACGACUUCUUUGGAUAUAGAUCUUGGUCAACCUUUGAACGUUCGGAUGAAUCUCUCCAAUCUAUAUGGCAGUGCCACAGCCGCCAGCAUAGUAUGUCAGGCUGUCUGCAAAAUAUCUUCUACACGGUUCUUGAUUUGCCGUGACUUGCUCAUUCUCCAGCACCUUCUGUUAAGGAUGGGAGAUCGGGCCUUUGCAGGAAGCGGACAACUGCUGCAGUCACAGCAAGAACUCAUACCACGGACCUCUCAAAUGCUGCUAUCCUACUAUGUUAUCCGCUGGGGGAGCCAAUGCCUGGCGUCUGCGGUUCCUCUAGAUACAUUAGAAUCCAAUCUCCUGCAUCUGUCUGUCUUGGAGCUCUCUAACUCAACAGCGUUCACACCCGUACAGAAAUACGUUUCUGCGCCGCAGACAAUUGUGGAGUUAUUCUUCCAAGAUGUGGUGAGGAAACGAUUGUCGCAAAUCUUUGCUCGGUCUGAUGCUCCGCAAACGCACAGUCUGAACUGGACGCAGCUGAUCACAGACAUCACCACAUACCUUCUGCAGCACCUUUGGCCUGGAAACCCCGGCUUCCUCUUUCCGGAGUGUUUGAUGAGAAAUUGUCAGUAUACUCAGCUACAGGAGUAUGUCUGUCUGCUGCAGCCGUGGUGUCAAGUGAACGUUGGCUCUUGUCACUUUAUGAUGGGACAGUGUUAUCUGGUCACCGGUGAGGGGCAGAAGGCUCUGGAAUGCUUCUGCCGCGCGGCCUCCGAGGUGGAGCGAGAAGAUUUCUUAGAGAAAUUGAUCCGUGUGGAAGAUGGGGACCCUCCCUCCUCUGCUUGUCUGCAGUAUUACAACAGAGUGUUGCGUCUCCUGGAAGAUGUGGGCUUGCCAGAAAUGGUCAUUAAGUUAUCCAACAUGGCGAUUACGGAGGCUGCUGACGACUGGAGAAGUCAGGCGGCUCUUAGGACCCGGAUUUUCAAACAUCACUUGGACUUGGGACACAACAGCCAGGCAUAUGAUGCGAUGACACAGAUCCCUGAUCACAGCAGGCAACUGGACUGUUUGCGACAGCUGGUGGUAAUUUUGUGUGAGCGCUCUCAGCUUCAAGACCUAGUAAACUUUCCCUAUGUGAAUCUUCAUAAUGAGGUCGUCAGUAUAAUUGAAUCCCGCGCUCGUGCUGUCGAUCUGAUGACCCAUAAUUACUAUGAACUCCUGUAUGCUUUCCAUAUUUAUCGGCAUAACUAUCGUAAAGCUGGCACAGUGAUGUUUGAAUACGGAAUGCGUCUUGGCAGAGAAGUCCGAACCUUAAGAGGUCUUGAGAAGCAAGUGAACUCUUACCUGGGGUGUCUGAACUGUCUAUACCUCAUCCGCCCCGAGUAUGCCUGGAUAGUGCAGCCAGCGAAAGGAGCUGUGUAUGAGCGCCCAGGAGCAUCUCCUAAGCGGAGCCAUGACGGAGAAUCUGCAACCAUUCCCAGAAGUAGUCAGAUAGAGAUUCUGGAGCUUCAGGACUUGGAAAAGGAGUAUAUUCUGGCACAGACACGGCUGACGUUGGCUAAGCAUGAUAAGAGUGCCACUGCAGUAGCUGGAAGUGCAGCCGCCGAGGAAAUGGUCUCUCUCUUGGUGCAGGCUGGAUUGUUUGAUACGGCCAUUUUACUCUGCCAAACCUUCAAACUUUCCCUCACACCUGUAUUUGAAGGUCUGGCUUACAAAUGCAUCAAAUUACAAAGCGGUGGAGAGGCGGCGCAAGCCGAGGCGUGGCACUGGCUGGCCACCAAUCAGCUGUCUACUGUGGUCAUCGCCAAGGAGUCAUGUGCCACAGAUGAAGCAUGGAGACUAAUGACUUCCUAUCUGGAAAAGUAUAAGACCCAGAACAGUCUGUACCAUCGCUGUAUCAUUGACAAGCUGCUGUCACACGGGGUCCCUCUGCCCAACUGGCUAAUAAACAGUUAUAAGGCAGUGGACGCAGCAGAAUUACUCCGACUUUAUCUGAAGUACGAUCUCCUGGAAGAGGCUGCAGAGCUGGUCCUAGAGUAUGUAGAUGCCAUUUUGGGAAAAGGUCACCAGUACUUUGGGAUAGAGUUGCCUCUCUCAGCGGUGUCUCCGUUGGUUUGGCUGCCUUACUCUGCCAUCGACCAUCUCCUGCAGGCAUUGGAAGAGAACAAUAACAGUCAGCACAACAGAGAUCUCCUUGAGAAGCUGAAAGCCAAGCUUGAUGAAUACUUUAGUAAACUUGAGACCUCAACUACAAACCUGUUGUCCCUUCGGAGGAGCUAGCCCCAGCGGCCGUGUGGGGACACAUCUGACCAUGAUGGAACCAUGUUUGAAAUUGUAACUACAUUUGUAACUCAGCAGGAUGCCUCAGCCUGUUAUUUUUUGUAAAAUAAAAUUAAAAUAUUUUCUAUGA